AUGCCCGUCCUUACCCGCCAGGCCAGACGAGCGCAAGGUCUUCCACCCCCAGAAUUACCCGCUCCGGAGCCAAAACGCAAAGCUCCGCGGAAACGACUACCAUCCAAGACGUUGAAGCCACAGGAGCCUUUACCACGCUCUAAAUUACUUCCGGCUAUAACCUCUCGUCGACCUGCUCCACUGGCCACGCCAGUACGCUCCUUAUCACCUCUCACGUCUUUGGCUCCCUCCUCAACUACUGAAUCAUCGACAUUCGGUUCUCGCGCUUCUUCCCUCUCGAGUGAGGCAACCAUAUAUGAUACGUCGACAAACGCUGUCCCGGCUCAUCCAACCCUGCAACGUAUGGUCCAAAAGCCUUGGCUUCUGCAACCAGGUUGGGAUUUCCAACUUGAUAUGGAGGGUCAGAGCUUGCAUCUCUACCAAACACAACCAGAAGACGAUAAUCGAUGGCUCGGCUUUGGGUCAAGUCAGGAUGGGGUCCAAGACACCCGUACAUCGUCACCAGCACCACGAGCGGUGAGAGAUCCGAUGGGAAAGGGGAAGGGCAAAGCCCAUUAG
Molecule: messenger RNA, 558 nt
Organism: Mycena indigotica
Lineage: Eukaryota; Fungi; Basidiomycota; Agaricomycetes; Agaricales; Mycenaceae
Exons: 1
Coding region: 1-558 (185 amino acids)
Source: RefSeq, a predicted model, not a curated record